Molecule: messenger RNA, 832 nt
Organism: Drosophila kikkawai
Lineage: Eukaryota; Metazoa; Arthropoda; Insecta; Diptera; Drosophilidae
Product: protein DPCD
Source: RefSeq, a predicted model, not a curated record
CCAGGUUGCCAACGCAAUGUGCUUUUCAACAGUUCUCCAACUUUGCGCCAUCGAUCAAAUUUUGCUCCCCAGCACCAGUUCCUAUUUUCGAUUCGGGAUAUAUAUUAACUCCCCGAGGCCAAGAUGUCCUACCAGAACUGGCUGAACUACCUGCAGUCGGCGGAGAAGAACUCGAUGAUCAGCGGCCGCCUGCGCAAGGUGCUGUACAAGUUUCCGGACGGUCGUCAAAUGGCCGAGGAGUAUAACCUGGACACUGGGAUCGUUCAGCGCCGGGCCUGGAGGAAGUGCAAGCAGCUGAUGGGCCAGCCGGAGUGGGAAAUCGAACUGGGCGAGGAACCGCGUCAGCUCAACUGGUCGGCGAAUCAGUCUAACGGCGCAGGAGGAGGAGCAAACGGCGCCGGCGAUGCAGAUUCUCUUGCUGGUCCAGAAUUCACUCUGCGGGAGAGCAACACAGCGCCGCUGCUAACCAAGAGGGUGACCAAGAAGAACAUUGAGUGGCGCAUCCGCAACAUGCCAUAUCCCCUAGAAAUUUACAAUGUAACUGCAAAUGCCGAGCAGCGGGCCAUAAUAGUGCGCACCACGAACAAGAAGUACUACAAGGUGAUUCCCAUACCCGAUCUGGAUCGCUGUGGCGUAGCCCCGUCUCAGGCAAAUCUCACUGUCCAUCAUCAGUUCAAUACCUUAAUUAUAACCUACCAAAAGCCAGCCAUUCUUUGCGAAAUGGAGGCCCAGGUGUUGCUGUUACUCAAAAACGUUGAAACCGAAACGGACAUGGACGAUCUACUAAAGGGUCUGAUGGCCAAAUAAAAUGACAUAGAUUAUAGUACAAAUA